UUAAUAGACUGCUCUUCACGAGAUUCUGCUCUCUCUCUCUCUCUCUCUCUCAGCUCCCAUCUCUCAUCACCUCUUCAUUCUCUCUCGUCGUUGCUUUCACGUCUGCGGUCUGUCGGCGAUUUCAGAGAUAUACGAAUGAAUCAAACCUCUCUGAUGUAAAUGACCUCAUAAUACUCCCUCUUUCUCUCUCUAUACAUCUAUCUAUAUGUAAAUAUAUAUAUAUAUAUAUAUAUAUAUAUGUAUGUGGUCCAGUCUUCUGAGGACGAUCAUCCAUCGCACAUCUUCGAAUUAGACUUGCGCUUACUGAUGCUGUACAACUCCUCGGACCUUUUCUAUUUACGAACUUACCGUCUCUCUCUUUUAGUUCGAUGAACAGAAUGUCGCAAUGUCUUCUAACUCUUUUUCUGCUCUCCUUAUCCUGCCUUUUUGUUGCUAUUACUGCAAGCUCUGGCGACACCGAUCCGAUUUACAUAUCUUGUGUUGAACAAUGCAAGAAAACAGGAUGUGUGGGGGAGAAAUGCUUCCAACACUGUAAAUUCUCCCCUGAGGGAAAACCUAUAGAUGAUGGUCCCUGGUAUGUGCAAGAACCUCUCUAUCAGAGAUGGAAGCAUUGGGACUGCCAAGGUGACUGCAGGUACCAUUGUAUGAUUGUUCGAGAGUCAGAACGGAAGGCACUUGGCGAUGCACCCAUUAAAUAUCACGGGAAAUGGCCAUUCAAGCAUGUUUAUGGUAUCCAGGAACCAGUUUCUGUGGCUCUAUCUGCUCUUAGUCUUGCUAUUCAAUUCCAUGGUUGGGUGUCAUUCUUCAUCCUCAUCAAUUAUAAGUUGCCUGCGAGGCCAGAUAAAAAGUCAUAUUAUGAAUUCACUGGCUUGUUGCACAUAUAUGGAAUUAUAGCAAUGAAUGCUUGGUUCUGGAGUACAGUUUUCCACAGCCGAGAUGUGGGGCUUACAGAGAAGUUGGACUAUUCAUCGGCUGUAGCAUUACUCGGAUAUUCCCUCAUAUUUUCCAUAGUGAGAGCUUUCAAUAUGAGAGACGAGGCCACAAGAGUAAUGGUGGCUGCUCCAUUGGUUGCGUUUGUAACUACUCACAUCCUCUACUUGAACUUGUAUCAGCUUGAUACUGAUCUGCAUACGAAAGUAUGUCUGGCAAUUGGAACAAUACAGUUCAUGAUAUGGGCAACAUGGGCGAGUCUGACGCAUUCCCCAUCGCGAUGGAAACUGUGGGGAGUUGUGAUUGGAAGCUUUCUUUCAUUGUUAUUCGAGGUUUAUGAUUUCCCUCCAUACUUGGGAUAUGUUGAUGGCCAUGCUCUUUGGCAUUUAACAGCAGUCCCUGUUUCAUACCUAUUUUGGAGUUUCUUCAGAGAUGAUGCCGAGUUUAGAACUGCCACCUUAUUAAAGAAGGCAAAAUAGGAUAAUCUUGGAUAUCUCCCACUAUUUUAUAAACAUAUAUAUAAUAGAUAUUUAUAUAUAUUUUUUAUUUGGGGUGGUUUUUUUUUCUCUUCAUGGCUAAGUGUCUCUACUGCAAGAAGAUGCUUAUUGUCAUGAAGAGUUUCUUGCUUUGUUGAUUUUUAUUACUGGUAGGACAUUAUAUAUGGCUUGUUUGUUCUUUAUAUAUGAUAGUGUUGUUUCAAUGUAAUAAUAGUGCAUCUUUCUUA
Messenger RNA from Impatiens glandulifera, 1654 nucleotides. Its product is annotated as post-GPI attachment to proteins factor 3-like. The transcript has 5 exons. Lineage: Eukaryota; Viridiplantae; Streptophyta; Magnoliopsida; Ericales; Balsaminaceae. Gene Ontology annotation, cellular component: endoplasmic reticulum membrane. Gene Ontology annotation, biological process: GPI anchor biosynthetic process. Gene Ontology annotation, molecular function: hydrolase activity, acting on ester bonds. Bases 369 to 1409 code for a protein of 346 amino acids. The record is from RefSeq and is a predicted model, not a curated record.